CCCAGGAAGGUUCAGAGGCGGAAGUGGGGUACCGGAAGCGACAGUUGCCAUGGAGCCCGCGGAGGACUGGCUGGUGGAAUCCUUGCGCUUGUACCAGGAUUUCCAUGCAUUCGACCUCUCGGGAGCCACUCGAGUCCUUGAAUGGAUUGGUGACAAAGGAAUCUUGGUUGCUGGCUAUGAAAGCCUGAAAAAAAAUGAGAUUCUUCAUCUGAUAUUACCUCUCAGACUUUCUGUAAAAGAAAACCAGGGCUUACUCCCUGAAAGAGAUUUCAAGGUACGCCAUGGAGGAUUUUCAGACAGGUCUGUCUUUGAUCUGAAGUAUGUGCCAGACACCAGGUUGCUGGUGACCAGUGGCCUUCCCGGUUGUUACCUGCAGGUGUGGCAGAUUGCGGAGGACAGCGAUGUCAUCAAGGCUGUCAGCACCAUUGAUGUGCGCGAGAAGGAGGGGCGUCUCUGGCCCAGGGUGGCCAUCUUUUCGUCGGCGGCGCCCGGAGUCCUCCACGGGGCCAGGCUCAGCAGUCUGAAGGUGGUGGAUCUGGAAUCACAGAAGACCACGUACAGCUCAGGUGUCAGUGACGGCGAGUUGCUGAGUAGCCUGCAGGUCCUGGACGCAGACACCUUUGCUUUCUGCUGCACCUCGGGCCGCCUGGGGCUUGUCGACACCCGCCAGAAGUGGACCCCGUCAGAGAACCUCAGGCCCAGCUCUGGGUCCGCUGGAGGGAGGUGGUGUGCAGAAGCUGGGGGCCGGGGCCCUGGGCCCAGCAUUGCCAGCCUUGGCUCGGACGGGCAGCUCUGUCUUCUUGACCCCCGGGAUCUCUGCCAGCCGGUCAGCUUGGUCCAGUGCCCAGUGUCCACGCCUAGCCCUGACCCAGAGCUGCUGCGAGUGACUUGGGCUCCAGGCCUGGACAACUGCUUGGCCAUUUCAGGUUUUGAUGGGACGGUCCAGGUCUAUGACGUCACGUCUUGGGGUGGAACGGGGCGCCAAGUAGAACCUGUCUUCACUCACAAAGGUCACAUCUUCCUAGACGGCAAUGGGAUAGACACUGCUCCACUGGUCACCACCCACACCUGGCACCCCUGCAAACCGAGGACUUUGUUGUCCGCAGCAAGUGAUGCCUCUCUGCACGUAUGGGACUGGGUGGACCUCCAUGCUGCCUGCUGACUCCAGCAUCUUUCCGCCCAGGCCCUGGGAAGCUGCUGUAUAGCAAGGAUGUUGAUUCAGGAUUCAAGUGACCACAGAGCCCUGUUACCAGCUGAGUGGCCGUGGGCAAGUUAACCAGCCUCUCAGUCCCAGUUUCUUUAUUUGUAGAAUGAGACUGGUAAUAACUACCUGGCAGGACUGUUGGGAAAGUUAGAAGUAACAUAUUUAAAAAUAACUGGUAAGGGGACUUCCCUGGUGGCACAGUGGUUAAGACUCCGUGCUCCCAGUGCAGGGGGCCCGGGUUCAAUCCCUGGUCAGGGAACUAGAUCCCACAUGCAUGCUGCAACUAAGAGUUCACAUGUCACAACUAAGGAGCCCGUCUGCCGCAACUAAGACCCAGCACAACCAAAUAAAUAAUAAAAAUAAUAAUAGUAACCGGUAGGAUGCAUGGCACAAUAAAUAUUUGGUAGCUACUCUUAGAUCUGGGAGCCCCAUUUCCCCCAAGUGUAAAAUGGCAGCGUUUUACCCCGUCUGCAUUCACAAUAUCAUGGAAUCUGAAGAGCCAACGGAUGUGAACAGGUUUUGUGAACUUCUUUACAGAAGUGAAAAUGUAUAGUGACAGAUAAUCAUGAAAAAAGUCAACCCCAGUAGCAAUGAAGGAAAUAGCAAUUAAAAUAAGAUUAUGCCAUUUUUAUCUACUAAAUUGUCAAAUUUUAAAACAUUUUUGCCUUGAACAGCUGAUAAAGGUUACAUGGUACACAAUUCAGAAGGUACAGAGGAGCAGCUUGGUUCUUUAUCCCAGUUGUAUGAUGUACCAUUGUUCAGUUGAACCAUAAUUUAUAUAUCCAGGCUUCUGUUAUGUGGCAAUUAAAAUUUUCUAAUCCUUUGAAAUUACAAGUAGCGUGUACAACUUUUGUAUCCAUGAACAAUAUGUCUAUAGAAUACAUUUCUAAAAUUAAAACUGCUAAGGCAGAGGAUGUGAGCAUUUUUCAAUUUUAUAAAUACCGUCAAAGUGCCCUCCAUGGAGAUUGUGCCACUUUAUGACGGCAACGAUGAUGAUCGGUCUGAUUCUGUUACCUCACCACCACUCUCCUUAGUGGCUUUUUGACCUUUGCCAGUCUGAUAAAUGAAAAAUCAUUAUUUGUACUUUUAGUCUGCAUUUCUCUUAUGUGUGAGGUUGAGACUCUUCACAUAUUUAAAAGUUUGGGGGCAGCUGUUUUUAAAGGUGGUAACAGCCAGGGUGGGGAGCUAGGCAUUCUCAUCAGUACCACCUGCAGCUGGCGUUCAGGCAGAGACUGGCCACCCUCCUCUUGGGCGGUUCUCACUGGAACACGGCCUUCACCAGGGUGAUGCUUUCCAACCCCUGACCCCCAGGGGAGUAGGCCCAAAGGACAUUUCUUUUGGUGGCCCGUAGCAAAUAUGAAAGUGUACCUGCAUGUGAUUCCUCACUGUCACAUUUGUUAAAGGAUUUUCAGCAAUUUUCUUGUUGAAAUUAUUUGAUUACUAGUCACAGUUUGGGCUCUGAUUUUUUUAAAAAAUAGCUUUAUUGAGAUAUAAUUAACAUACCAUACAAGUCACCCAUUUAAAAUGUACAAUUUAAUGGCUUUUGGUAUAUUACUUUAUUAGUUUUUAAAGAUUAUGGUAAAAUAUAUCUAACAAUUUGCCAUUUUCCCCAUUUUUUUUUUUUAAAGACUGUUGCUUUUUUAUUUUAAUUUUUAUUUAUUUAUUUAUGGCUGUGUUGGGUCUUCGUUUCUGUGCGAGGGCUUUCUCCAGUUGCGGCAAGCAGGGGCCACUCUUCAUCGCGGUGCCCGGGCCUCUCACUAUCGCGGCCUCUCCUGUUGGGGAGCACAGGCUCCAGACGCGCAGGCUCAGUAAUUGUGGCUCACGGGCCCAGCCGCUCCGCGGCAUGUGGGAUCUUCCCAGACCAGGGCUCGAACCCGUGUCCCCCGCAUUGGCAGGCAGACUCUCAACCACUGCGCCACCAGGGAAGCCCCUUCCCCAUUUUUAAGUGUACAACUCAGUGGCGUUAAUUACAUUCACAAUGUUGCAUGACCAGCACCACUAUUUAUUUCCAAAACUUUUCAUCACCCCAAACAAACUGACUAUUGUGGGCUCUGGUUUUUUGGCUUUCAGUUGGGCCUAUUUGGUGUAUUCUUCAGCUCGGCUCCUAUAACAAAGUGCCACAGACUGGGGUCUUAAACAACAGAGAUUUACUUCUCACAGUUCUGGAGGCUGGGAAGUCCAAUAUCAAGGUGCUGGCUAGGUGGGUUUCAUCCUGAGGCCUCUUCUCUUGGCUUGUAGGUGGCCACCAUCUUGCUGUGUGCUCACAUGACCUCUUCUCUCUGCUCAGGCAGAGAAAGCUCUGGUCUCUGUUCCUCUUCUUUUGACACCAGUCCUUUCAGAUUAGAGCCUCACCCUUAUGACAUCACUUAACCUUAAUUCCCUCUUAAAAGCUCUAUCUCCAAAUACAGUUACAUUGGGGGUUAUGGGGGUGGGAGGGGGUAUAAUUUAGCCCAUAGCAUUUAGGAAUUAUUUUGAAGUAAGAAAAACCUAAUAAAUUUUCCAAUGAAAUGAUUAUUUUAAAUUAAUUUAACAAAUGUAAUGAAUGAGCAUUACAUUUUGGAGAGGUGUAAUUUAAAAAUUUCAGGUGUAAUUUAAAAAUUUCAGACUCAAGAUGUGAUCCUUCUUACAAUCGUCUGGAGUCUUCUUUCUAAUCCUUUUCUUCCCCUCCAUCGCCCCAUGAGAACUGAUUCUAUAGAUUCAUUUCCAGAAAAAGGUAAUUUCUUCUUUGCUGUGCGCCAUUUCGGCUUAAGCUUCUCAGGAACACUCUGCUUUCAGAUAGAAGAGGAAACCUAUAUGACAAAUCAGGGAUUUUUUUUUUUCAAGAGAGUUGGAUUACCAGCAUAGCACUGGCUAAACUAUAUUAUUUCACCAAGUAAAAGAGAUGAAUAAUUUAGAAAAUAGUAGAAUUGAUACAUGAAUUGAAAAGCUGCUUUUCUAGGGACUUCGCAGGUGGCGCAGUGGUUAAGAAUCCGCCUGCCAAUGCAGGGGAUGCGGGUUCGAGUCCUAGUCCGGGAAGAUCCCACAUGCUGUUGGAGCAACUAAGCCCAUGCGCCACAACUACUGAAGCCCGCGCACGUAGAGCCCGUGCUCCGCAACAAGAGAAUCCACCGCAAUCAGAAGCCCACACGCAGCAACGAAGAGUAGCCCCCGCUCGCCACAACUAGAGAAAGCCCACACGCAGCAACGAAGACCCAACGCAGCCAAAUUAAAAAAAGAAAACUUAAAAAAAAAUAAAAGAAGAAAAGCUACUUUUCUGAAAAAUACUGAUACAUCAGUCAGUCAUGGUCCAGCCAGGAAGACUGAAUCCACACCAGAUAAUUCAGUGGAGGGAAUUUCAUUAUGUGGUAUCUGAAAGAGGAUGUAAGGGAAAGUGAGGCCCUAAAGGAGGUGGUGGGUGUGUUGCCCAGAGCCCAGGAAUGGGGCCUCCCAGUGGGAACUGAGCACAGUGAUCUUGCCUGGCUGUGGCUGGGGCCGUGGCAGGAUCUGAGACUGCAAACAGCUAGACUGCAGGAAGUACAGAGAAAGAAGUCCCCAGGCUUCUCUCCUUCCACACUCCAACAUCCUGCUUGUGCCAUGAACCAAACCUGACAGGAGCUUGUCAGCAAGGGAGCCUGGGAAAUGCAGCAAGCAGGGGACAGGCCCGGGAUGGAUCUGAGGACAAACAGGCAAAUGACUGGCACCACAGCCAAACCUCCUCAAGCAAGAAAAAGGAAAAAACUGAAUAAAGAAAAUAGAACAAGGAUAUCACAACAGCUCUAGAGAACAAGAAUUAUAAGAGAAUAUAGUGUGCACAAUGAUAUUAAUUUGAAAAUCUCAAGAUAAACAGUUAAUUUUCUUGAAAAUAUACGUUGAUUUUUAUAAAUUUCUUUUUUUAGUAGAAAAUCUGAACUAUCCAAUAAGAAAGAAAAAACUACUCAAGGAAUAACACCGAAAAGAAUAUUGGUGGUGGGGGGGGGACAAUUUUGUAAAUAAUUUUUUUCCAAACUUUUUUUUUUUUUAAUUUUAUAGCUACUUUAUUUCUUUAUUUAUUUAUUUAUUUUUGGCUGUGUUGGGUCUUCGGUUCGUGCGAGGGCUUUCUCUAGUUGCAGCAAGCGGGGGCCACUCUUCAUCGCGGUGCACGGGCCUCUCACUAUCGCGGCCUCUCUUGUUGCGGAGCAUAGGCUCCAGACGCGCAGGCUCAGUAAUUGUGGCUCACGGGCCCAGUUGCUCCGCGGCAUGUGGGAUCCUCCCAGACCAGGGCUCGAACCCGUGUCCCCUGCAUUGGCAGGCAGACUCCCAACCACUGCGCCACCAGGGAAGCCCUUUUGGGGUUUUUUUUAUGAUUACAAACCAGGAACAUUUUUAUUGUUUAUUCCCCAUAGACAAACUAUAUUAAGAUUUUGGUGAAAACACUUAUUUUUUUUUUUAACAUCUUUAUUGGAGUAUAUUUGCUUUACAAUGGUGUGUUAAUUUCUGUUUUAUUCACAAAAUGAAUCAGCUAUACAUAUAUAUAUAUAUAUACCCAUAUCUCUUCCCUCUUGCAUCUCCCUCCCUCCAACCCUCCCUAUCCCACCCCUCUAGGUGGUCACAAAGCACCGAGCUGUGCUAUGCGGCUGCUUCCCACUAGCUAUCUAUUUUACAUUUGGUAGUGUAUAUAUGUCCAUGCCACUCUCUCACUUCAUCCCAGCUUACCCUUCCCCCUCCCCGUGUCCUCAAGUCCAUUCUCUAGUAGGUCUGCGUCUUUAUUCCUGUCCUGCCCCUAGGUUCUUCAUGACCCUUUUUAUUUUUAUUUUUUAAUUCCAUAUAUAUGUGUUAACAUACGGUAUUUGUUUUUCUCUUUCUGACUUACUUCACUCUGUAUGACAGACUCUAGGUCCAUCCACCUCACUACAAAUAACUCAAUUUUGUUUCUUUUUAUGGCUGAGUAAUAUUCCAUUGUAUAUAUGUGCCACAUCUUCUUUAACCAUUCAUCCCGUCGAUGGACACUUAGGUUGCUUUCAUGUCCUGGCGAUUGUAAAUAGUGCUGCAAUGAACAUUGUGAUACAUGACUCUUUUUGAAUUAUGGUUUUCUCAGGGUAUAUGCCCAGUAGUGGGAUUGCUGGGUGGUAUGGUAUAUAACCAAUAUUUUAAACACCGCUAUACUAUCCUGAAAUAAAAUUUUACAGGGAAUAUUGAUUGUUUACAAACCUAAUAUCAAAAUCACUAUAAAAUAUAAGGGAAUAAAAUACAAAAGAUUCUGUAUUUCAAUAUAAAUGCUCAUUCUUUCACAUAAUGAGGUAAUCAGAUGCUUGCAUGUAUGUAGUAAAAUCAUCAAGAGCAGGACAGCCAUGAUUAUACACCCAGACCGGUGUGCUGCAUUUGUGACUAACACCCAAGAGUCAAGGACAUGA
This is a messenger RNA of Balaenoptera acutorostrata (minke whale), 6573 nucleotides long. RefSeq names its product WD repeat domain 73 (gene WDR73). The coding region runs from base 50 to 1162 and encodes 370 amino acids. Lineage: Eukaryota; Metazoa; Chordata; Mammalia; Artiodactyla; Balaenopteridae. The record is from RefSeq and is a predicted model, not a curated record. Gene Ontology annotation, cellular component: cytosol; spindle pole. The transcript is spliced from 8 exons. Gene Ontology annotation, biological process: cytoplasmic microtubule organization. Gene Ontology annotation, molecular function: protein binding.